GGUUAUGGCUGCUUAUUUUCGUUGUCAAACUGUUCCAAGCUGUGGCUGACUAGGGGUUCUGCCCACGGUUCCUUCAUAUAAGUAGUGUCGUUGUUGCAUGCAAUCUUGGAUAUUUGCGAUUCUCAGUGAAUUAUUUUAACUAUCAAAUACUGUUCUACUGCUCUAGCGCAACCGACCACACCUUCACUACAAUGCGUGUGAAAGCUUGUCUUGCUGCAUUGGGAACGUUUCUGCUCCCAAUUACUGCCGCUCAGUCGUAUGGAGGCACAGGAAGCAGCAAUGCCUCCUCAAGUCUCGCCCCGGAUGAGCAUGGCUUCUACUGGAUCUACAGCGAGGGGCUCGCCGCCGCCUUCAUUCCUUAUGGCGCGUCAAUUGCCAAACUCCUGAUCAACGAUGCAUGGGGGAUUCAACGAGAUAUUGUUGCUGGCUUUGACAAUGCCAGUUACUACGAAAUCGACAAGCAGCACCCCCACUUCGGCAGUGUCCCGGGUCGAUACGCCAACCGCAUCAAGAACAGUACCUUCGAAAUUGAUGGAGUUUCAUACAAAGUGAAUGCCAACGAGAACCCCACAGCUGAGGCUCCGGAUGGCGCAGAUACUCUUCACGGUGGCCACAACGGUUGGGACUACCGGAACUUCACCGUCGUUGCUCAUGCCAACGACAGCAUCACAUUCUCGAUCGUCGACCCUGAUGGCGAGCAAGGCUUCCCGGGAGAAGUGGUUUCAUACGUCACUUACACCGUCCACGACUGGACUUGGGACUUCAAGAUGGUGGCUCUUGCAACGACCAAGAAAACUCCCAUCAUGCUUAGCAGUCACACAUACUGGAACCUCGAUGGGUUUAGUAACAACGAGACCAACACGGCUCUGAAUCACACCUUCUAUAUGCCCUACAGUGGUCAGCGAGUUGGGGUCGACAACAUCCUUAUUCCGACGGGGGACAUCCUUGCCAACCAGCCAGGGUCUGUGAACGACUUCUGGAGCGGACCCAAACAAAUUGGUGCCAGUUUUGGCAACCCAGAACUCGACGGCAAUUGCGGCUUCAACUGUACAGGUUAUGACACUUGCUGGCUCGUCAACCGCGCCCAGAACGGCCCCUACGACUGGCGAACUGACGGCUUCGUCGCCCGCCUGCAGUCGGCCUGGUCAGGCAUCCAAGUUGACGUAUACUCCGACCAAGAAGCCUUCCAGAUGUACUCUUGCAACGGACAGAACGGGUCCAUGGCGCUCAAGACGAGUCAGGGCCUUGAUGAUAAGGAAUAUUUCCCGCGCAUCAUUCCCCAGUAUGGCUGUGUCGUCAUGGAGGUUGAAGACUGGAUUGACGCCAUCAAUCAGCCGGAAUGGGGACGCUCUAGCAAGCAAAUUUACGAACCUGGUGGUGACCCGUAUAUCCUUCAGGCUAGUUAUCGCUUUAGCCACAACACCACGGCAUGAAGCUGCGUGAAGAUUUGUACUGUGCGAUGAACAACUUUUACAAAUACCUUCCCGAGCUGAAUAUAGCUCCAUAGUAUCUAAUUUAAUGCAAAAUUACUUGAUUUA
Pseudomassariella vexata is the source of this 1538-nucleotide messenger RNA. Its product is annotated as aldose 1-epimerase. The transcript is spliced from 2 exons. NCBI's taxonomy places the organism in Eukaryota, Fungi, Ascomycota, Sordariomycetes, Amphisphaeriales, Pseudomassariaceae. Gene Ontology annotation, molecular function: carbohydrate binding; aldose 1-epimerase activity. Bases 192 to 1433 code for a protein of 413 amino acids. Gene Ontology annotation, biological process: beta-D-galactose catabolic process via UDP-galactose, Leloir pathway; glucose metabolic process. The record is from RefSeq and is a predicted model, not a curated record.